UUGAGUUCUUCCUUUUUGGAUCCAACUUCCAAAGAACGCGGUUUGUUCAUUCAAGUUUGAACAGUUUCCCUUCCAAUUCUGUCACCAAACCAAAGGAAAGCCCCACAUCUGUACCUCACCGAUUCCCAAAUCCCCUAACCUCGACCAACUCCUCCCUGCGGAUCCUCUCGAAUCGCGAAUCCAUGGCUUCUUUGCAAUCCGAUCAGCUCAAGCAGCUGCACGACAUUUUCAUGCGCUUCGACAUGAACUCCGAUGGUAGCCUCACCCAGCUCGAGCUUGGCGCCCUCCUCCGUUCCCUCGGCAUCAAGCCCUCUGGCGAUCAACUCCAUUGUCUCCUCUCCAAUAUGGAUUCCAAUGGCAACGGCUCCAUCGAAUUCGACGAAUUGGUCAAUGCGAUUCUCCCCGAUUUAAACGACAAUAUUCUCGUCAAUCAAGAGCAGUUGAUGGAGGUUUUCAAAUCCUUCGAUCGUGACGGUAAUGGCUUCAUCACUGCCUCCGAGCUCGCCGGUUCCAUGGCUAAGAUGGGUCAUCCUCUGUCCUACCGCGAACUUUCCGAGAUGAUGCGGCAGGCCGACACCGACGGCGAUGGCGUAAUUAGCUUCAACGAAUUCACCACCGUCAUGGCCAGGUCCGCCGCAGAUUUUCUCGGCCUUACAUUUGCGUAGAUCGUGUUCAUUCACACUUUGAUUUCCCCUUCUUUAGAUGUACAUAGCAUGGUAUAAUUACCAUCUGAUCUUAGUCGCUGUUCGUUUCCAGUAAUUAAUUUCUUCAUAAGCUUUUGGUGCAGCCCUGAUGCUCAGAAAACAAGAAAGAAAAAACAAAAAAACAAUCCCAACUGUGCUUGUAAUGUCGAUGUUUCAAUUCUAUAUUUGAUCUUUCAACUUGCUUCCUGUACUGUAUUUGCCCCAAUAUUCUAUAUAUUACAUUAUAUUCGUGUUA
Cucurbita pepo subsp. pepo (vegetable marrow) is the source of this 939-nucleotide messenger RNA. Its product is annotated as putative calcium-binding protein CML16. Gene Ontology annotation, molecular function: calcium ion binding. The record is from RefSeq and is a predicted model, not a curated record. NCBI's taxonomy places the organism in Eukaryota, Viridiplantae, Streptophyta, Magnoliopsida, Cucurbitales, Cucurbitaceae.